Messenger RNA from Aspergillus calidoustus, 1449 nucleotides. Lineage: Eukaryota; Fungi; Ascomycota; Eurotiomycetes; Eurotiales; Aspergillaceae. The record is from the annotation of a GenBank genome assembly.
AUGGCCACUGCUUCCAACCGCCACACCAACGGCCGGGCCUCGAAAAACCCAGCAGCCGCAGAGGUCCGCCGACGAGUGCACCAUGACGCCGAUAUCGUAAUAGUGGGAGCUGGAGUGCUAGGAUGUGCAUUGGCCGUGGCAUUGGGCAGCCAGGGGCGGAGUGUCCUCCUGCUCGAGGCCUCGCUCAAGGAGCCGGACCGCAUUGUCGGCGAGCUCCUGCAGCCCGGCGGUGUCCAAGCCCUGGAGAAGCUAGGCCUGCGAGACUGUCUAGAGGGCAUUGAUGCCAUCCCAGCAGAAGGAUACUACGUUACCUACUCCGGCGAGCCCGUCGCAAUUCCGUACCCCGUUCAGAACCCUGGCGCGCCGCCACCGGAGGGCCGAUCCUUCCACCACGGACGCUUCGUGAUGAGGCUGCGCGAGGCUGCGCGAGCUUGUCCGAACGUGACGAUUGUCGAGACCAAGGUUACAGAUCUGGUUACGUGCUCGCACACCAAGCAGGUUCUUGGAGUCGAGUGCGUGACCAAGGAGGCGAAGGACUGCUAUUUCGGCCAAUUGACCGUCGUUGCGGAUGGGUACGCCUCCAAGUUCCGGAAACAAUAUCAUCCAUACACACCCAAGGUGAAGUCGAAGUUUUGGGGGUUAGAACUCAUUGACGCGGAGCUGCCGCAGAAGCACUACGGCCAUGUCCUCCUUAACCCUGGGAGCCCACCCAUCCUCAUUUACCAGAUUGGAACCCACGAGACCAGAAUCCUUUGCGAUAUCCCCGAAAACCUACCCUCGGCGUCUGUCAAGAAUGGGGGUGUGAAGGGCCACCUGAGAAACACUGUUCUUCCGUCUCUUCCCAAGUGCGUCCAGCCGUCGUUUGCUGCGGCGCUCGACAAGGGCCAGUUGCGGUCCAUGCCGAACUCCUUCCUCCCAGGCGCGACGAACAAGACACCGGGAUUGCUAAUAGUAGGCGACGCGCUCAACAUGCGACAUCCCUUGACCGGCGGUGGAAUGACCGUCGCCUUGAACGAUGUCGUCCUCCUCCGCGACGUCCUCAGCCCCAAGAACGUCCCCAAUCUUAGCAACACCUCCCUCGUCCUCAAACAACUCUCUACCUUCCACUGGCGACGAAAGAUGGGCGCCUCCGUAAUCAACAUCCUAGCUCAAGCCCUCUACUCCCUUUUCGCAGCCGACGACGACAACCUCAAAGCCCUCCAACGCGGCUGCUUCGAAUACUUCACAAUAGGCAUGCACCGCCAACCCGUCAGCAUGCUCGGCGGCAUGCUCAAAAAGCCCCAGGUCCUCUUCGCGCACUUCUUCACCGUCGCCUUCCUCUCCCUCUGGAUGAUGAUCCGCGACUCGCCGCUGUACAUGCUCCCUGUGACGCUAAUCCGAUGCAUUCUCGUCUUCUGGACUGCCUGCGUCGUUAUCUUCCCAUAUAUGGUUAUCGAGGCGUUUUGCUAG